UUAUUCCACCCCUUCCGCUACUCAGGACUGACCUUCCUGUGGCCGGGCCGGGCUGAGGAGACCCUGAAGCGAUCAAAAGUUCUUUCCGACAGGCUCCCUCCGCUCGAGACACCAUGGUGGCAUACUGGCGACAGGCUGGACUCAGCUACAUCCGGUUCUCCCAGAUCUGUGCAAAAGCAGUGAGGGAUGCCCUGAAGACCGAGUUCAAAGCGAACGCUGAGAAGACCGCCGGCAGCAGCAUAAAAACCGUGAAAGUGAAGAAGGAGUAGUUGAACCUGACUGAAGCAUGAACUGCUGAGUCUUCAAGGCAAAGGCAUGUGGGUACCCGUUACGGCAGAUGGAAAUCACCCUCACCUCCUGGGGACAAAACUACCUAUCCUGUUGAUAAAUUGACUAUGCCAAUAAAUUAACAUGGCUCACUCUC
Messenger RNA from Psammomys obesus (fat sand rat), 424 nucleotides. RefSeq names its product ATP synthase F1 subunit epsilon (gene Atp5f1e). The transcript has 3 exons. NCBI's taxonomy places the organism in Eukaryota, Metazoa, Chordata, Mammalia, Rodentia, Muridae. Gene Ontology annotation, biological process: proton motive force-driven mitochondrial ATP synthesis. Gene Ontology annotation, molecular function: proton-transporting ATP synthase activity, rotational mechanism. Bases 114 to 269 code for a protein of 51 amino acids. The record is from RefSeq and is a predicted model, not a curated record. Gene Ontology annotation, cellular component: mitochondrial inner membrane.